Acanthoscelides obtectus is the source of this 2295-nucleotide messenger RNA. The record is from the annotation of a GenBank genome assembly. NCBI's taxonomy places the organism in Eukaryota, Metazoa, Arthropoda, Insecta, Coleoptera, Chrysomelidae.
UGUCAUCCCAUUUGACAUCGGUGUUUGGUUGUUCCAGGUGGUACGUGCUGGUCCGCAAUGGUCUCCCGUUCAUCUUCGGCCAUGUCUGCAGCCUCUGCAAACAGCCACCAGCACGGAGGGCCCUUCUCCAUGACCUCGUCCUCUACCUCCUCCAAAGGGGAGGCCCCUUACGGCCGGUGUACCGAGCUGCUCCAGGAACGCGUCUCCAGGGAGCAGUGCUGCGCCUCCCCAUCCCAUACGACGGCUUACAGUGACGAGGAGCUCGACUCUGGAACCUUGUUUUUCUGGAGAGUGCUGGGUGGUGGGGUUAGGUGCAUGUCCUGCAAAAACUCCUGUACAGGCGUCGUAUGUCCCGCGGACCGCAAAUGCUCGAUGCGAGCCGGCGCCCCUAAAUGCGUGUGCACGUCGAAGUGCGAGCGAUCCCCUAAGGGUCACAGGGGUCGUAGGGGCAGCAGCAAAGGGCCCGUUUGUGGCACCGAUGGUCGUACCUACAGGGACGCUUGCCGGUUGAGGAAAAACGCGUGUAGGAAGAGGAAACAGGGGCGGUUGGAGGUGGCGUACGAGGGACAUUGUCAACAAUCUUGUUCAAGGAUCCAAUGUCCAAUGGGCAAGCACUGUCUCCUGGACCAGAAUCUCAGGCCGCACUGCGCCGCUUGCCUCCGUCGAUGUCCGAACUUCCCGGAUGGUGGUACCAAGAGGGUGGUGUGCGCCGUGGAUGGUAAGACGUACCCUUCUGCGUGCCAUUUGCGAUCUGCCGCGUGCACGGCCGGUAGGGCGAUACCAAUCGUAUAUCGAGGACCUUGUAAAGCCAACGCGACCUGCAGCACGAUCCGCUGUCGGCCUGGUGAGCGCUGCCUGCGAGACCCUACGCGCGCGGGUGCGCCCCGUUGCGCCCAGUGCACCCCUGCCGCGUGUCGCGCGCGCCACUGGCGAGGUCUCGCCGGUGGCACCGUCUGUGGCACCGACCGCAUCACGUACGCCUCAUGGUGCCAUAUGCAGCAAGCGGCGUGCCGUAAAGGCGUCGUGGUGGAGACCAGGCAUGUAGGGCAGUGUGCACCUAGCUUGACCAAGAAGAAAAUGGCUGGGAAGGGUCGGGGGAAACAUGAAGAGGAGUCGAAUGGCACUUGAUCCGUAAUAGUACUUAGGCGAAAGAAAACCAAAGAGAUAGUAAAAGUAAUCUAGACGUACGUUGAUAAACAAUAAUUCCAAAAGCGUGUAAUAUAAUAAUUAUAGUAUAUCCAGGAAAUAAGCGCAUUUAGAUCUACAGAAAUUAGUGGGUUAUUGAUAGAUUUUGUAUAAUCUUACACCUAAGUAUUAAUUUUGUUAAUAACACAAUCCUUAAAAAUAAAAAGUGGUGUAUGCUGGGGAACGCACUAUAUUUUUCACAUCUAUUUUUUCUCGCUGAAGUCAGAAUUGAUGGUCACUGGACUAAUAUGAAUAUAAUUCAGCCAUUAAGAUGGCAGAUUUUGUAAUUCUGAUGUCUAAAUUACUAGUGCAACACGCAACUUAUUGUUGUGGAGCUGUGUGAUAUUUGAAAGUUGUCUUAUAGACGCAAAGUUAUCUCAAGGGUGAGCUUGACUUGAUUGGAAAACCCAAUAUAAUUGAAAAACAAGACAGUAUAUGUGUAUAUCUUGUUUCAAAAAUAUAGACUCAAAUCUUAUAGCUUUCACUUACAGUGGUUAUUGUUCUUUCAUUCCAACUUUUAUGGGCUAUGGAUCAAUUUUCGUGCACAAAAAAUGUUGUUGAUAUUGGGUACUUUUGACAGUACUGUAGCGCUUUCCUUGAAUCUACGUAUCUCCAAACUAAUUUGCGACCCUACCAAUUUCUGCAAAUCUAGAUAAUGUUCAAGCUUCUAUUUCCUAGAAUGUACACUGACCCUUUACCUACUAAUAUUACUACGACUAUGUACUACCUACUGCAUGCAACUGUUAUAUCUCCGAACCAGUAACGAGUCGUCUGUAUCCGAAUGAGCAGCUGAAACUGAAAAUGUGUUUUCUCGAAUCUCAAUCACUUUUAAAUAUACGCUGAUAGAGGAUAUGUAUGCAAGCAGCCUAUUUCCAUUAAGAGUGUUCGCUAUGAAAAUCUAUAAACACCGAUUUUAUACGUGUGUACAGGGUUUUACCUUCAAACAUGUUUAACAGGUCAGAUACCAAAGUAAUACCAAAUCUACGAUUUUACGCCUCAAAUAUUUUGAUCGCAAACAAUUCCGAAUUAAUGUACGAAAAAAUGGUACCAUCCUCAAAUCAACAUAUUCUUUAGGUAUGCCGCAGCCCUUUUACGGGAAUUGGCUAUGAC